AUGCAGGGAUUUGGCUGCUUCCGAUUGUCGCAGGGCCUGGAACUCCUGCAGAAGCGCGGGAAGUCGCUCGUGCAGCAGGCUCUGCCGCACGUUGAGGCCCUCGGCCAGAUCAUCCAGGCUACGCGCAACGAGACGUAUCGGGAAGCCUUCGCUCAGCUCUCGAAAAGCGUGCAAGACUUUCACUUAGUCUCUUCAGCACCGCUCAGAGCAACGGCUGCCGUCUGCGGGCUGCUGCCAUCCUUGGUGGCUGUCGGGUUGCCAUUCCUGGCAAACCGGGGAUUGAUAGAGGCUGUUGCGGCGGCCGUCUUUUGGCUGGUCAUCCGGCCGGCUGCCGCCAUGCUCGAGGCUUCUUGGUGGCUUCUUGUCCCAGGAGCAGUCCCCACGGCUGUGCGCGGCUUCACCCUGGGCCUGAUCCCAGAGGCGAUGGUCAUGGCAGCUCACUUUUACUGGUGCUGGGGCCUCUUCGAGCUUGUCUGCCGUCGCAGACCAGCCGCGCAGAGGCUUCUCGCGGUCGCAUGCCUGACCUUCGUCCUCCUACCUGUGACCCUGGCGCAGGUCUUCUUGGAUCACCUGCAGCCUCGUCAAGCUUGUCUUUGUGCUCUGGUGGGCGACUUGCUAGGACUUCUCUUCUUCCUCGCGCUGCGCACCCCGCCCUGCUGGCGCAUCAUCUGCGCCCUGCCAAAGGACCAGGCGUACCUGUGGGGCAAGGAGCUGUACCGCUGCAUUGGCACAAAUGAUGACCCGCAGGGGUGA
Molecule: messenger RNA, 753 nt
Organism: Symbiodinium natans
Lineage: Eukaryota; Dinophyceae; Suessiales; Symbiodiniaceae
Source: the annotation of a GenBank genome assembly